Egretta garzetta (little egret) is the source of this 2984-nucleotide messenger RNA. Its product is annotated as actin-histidine N-methyltransferase-like. The transcript is spliced from 5 exons. Gene Ontology annotation, biological process: peptidyl-lysine dimethylation; actin modification; peptidyl-lysine monomethylation. NCBI's taxonomy places the organism in Eukaryota, Metazoa, Chordata, Aves, Pelecaniformes, Ardeidae. The coding region runs from base 4 to 732 and encodes 242 amino acids. The record is from RefSeq and is a predicted model, not a curated record. Gene Ontology annotation, molecular function: histone H3K36 methyltransferase activity; transcription coactivator activity; protein-L-histidine N-tele-methyltransferase activity.
AAGAUGGGGAAGAAGAGCCGAGUAAAAACUCAGAAGUCAGGUACAGGAGCCACAGCGACAGUUUCUCCAAAGGAAAUGUUGAAUCUAAUUAGUGAGUUAUUGCAAAAAUGCAGCAGUCCUACCCCAGGCCCUGGGAAGGAAUGGGAAGAAUAUGUGCAAAUUCGUUCACUUGUUGAGAAAAUUCGCAAAAAGCAAAAAGGUUUGUCUGUUGUCUUUGAUGGAAAAAGAGAUGACUAUUUCCCUGAAUUGUUAAAGUGGGCAACUGAAAAUGGAGCAUCCACAGAAGGUUUUGAAAUAACUAACUUUGAAGAGGAGGGGUUUGGUUUGAAAGCAACAAGAGAGAUAAAGGCUGAAGAGCUGUUUCUGUGGGUUCCUAGAAAACUGUUGAUGACAGUUGAGUCAGCUAAAAAUUCAGUAUUAGGAUCCCUGUAUUCUCAAGAUCGAAUUCUUCAAGCCAUGGGCAAUAUAACAUUGGCAUUCCAUCUUCUUUGUGAGCGAGCCAACCCCAGCUCUUUCUGGCUGCCCUACAUCCAGACACUUCCCAGUGAAUAUGACACUCCUCUCUAUUUUGAAGAAGAUGAAGUGCAGUAUCUUCAGUCAACUCAGGCCAUACAUGAUGUUUUUAGCCAAUAUAAAAAUACAGCUCGACAAUAUGCCUAUUUCUACAAAGUUAUUCAGGUAAGCAUCUUAAAUGUAGUACAUAGUAUAUGUUGUUCUCAUGAUGAUUAUUGAGGAAGGUGUGAAAACAGUGAUGCUAAAUAAUAGAGCACACGUACUUCUCUUAAAGGCUUGAAUCAUUAAAGCUUUUUUUUGAACUGCUGUUAAAAUUUUAUAGUUCAGUAGGCUUAUGAAUAUAUAAGAAUGUAUUUAGUUGAUGGAGAGGAGUGAUUACUGCUCUGUUUGGCAUUGGGUGAGGCUUCAUCUGAAUACUGUACAAGUUGGGCCCACCAGUACAAGAGACAUGUUGACAAACUGGAAUUAGAUCAGAGGAGAGAUACUAAAGAUGUCGUUUGCUUCAGCCAUACGAGGAGAGAUUGAAGGUGCUGGAUUUGUUUAUUCUGGGGAAAAGGAGAUAAGGGAUGAUCCAGUUAUUGCUUUCUACUUGCUACUGGUACCCACACUCCCAAAGUUUGCCUGUGGGAAGUUGGACUAGGUGACCUGCAGAGAUCUGCAAUGUAUGCCUCUCUGACUCUUUGAGAAAUGUAUAGUUUGCAGUAAACAAAGUAAAAUUAUAAUUGUUAAUUGACAUAGAAUAAAACCAUUGCAUAUGCUAUAUUUCCAAUGACCGUGGAUUAACUGUUGUUUUCUAUUCUAUUUAACAUAAUUAUUUUGAUUGCUUUCAAACACAAAGAUAAAACCCAUCUGGUAACAAUUUGAGUAUGGGAAGGCUUGAGAUGGGUGAACUUUUCAUCAUGUUAUGAAAUAAUGAUUUAAAUUGAGUUUCUAAGAUAGAACUGUUACUCUGAUGUCUAGACAUAAUUGAUGUUGUAAGUAAAUGGUGAUGUGUUGUUGUCAAGGUACUGCUCAAUGUCCAAACAUCCCAAGCUUUUUGUGGCACAAUCUGUGUAAAAAGCAUAUGACUCUAUGUACUGAAUUUCCUCGAUUGUGUAAUCUGGAGACAUUUUUUGGCCAUAGGAGAGGUCAGAAGACAUAAAGCAAUUCUAUUUUCCUUUAGUUUUAUCAGAGUUCCAUAGCUUUUCUGUUAACUGUUUUAAGGCACCGAAAGUUAAAUUACUUUGCGUAGCUGUUUGGUGCUUGAAGAAUUUCAUGUCUUACAAACACAGUGUCAAUUUACCACGUAUAAGGAGCAGAGGGAUACAUUUUGAAAACUGUAAAGUCAUUGAAAAUAGUGGGUGAAAACCAAAUAAGAUGCACUUCAUUUGAGGUGAGGAAUAGGGGAGGAACAAUGACUUUAAUAUGAGGAAGGAACAAAAUUCUUCCUUCCAGGUCUCACAAUUCAGGAAACGAUGGCUUAGCCAACUCCCUUUUCUUGCCAUGUGCUAUUCUAGGCUGCCAGUCCACACUUGACCUUCCAGCUUUUCACUUUUUUUUUUCUCCAAGUACAUUGCCUGAGCAAACAGAACUCCUAAAUUUUAUUUCUUUAGAAUAUCUUUUUACCCCUAAAUAGUUCUACUGCUUUUAAAGAGUUAUUAGCAGAAUAGUGUGUAACAUUAUCCAGUUCUUCCAUCUGCUAUUCAUGCUCUUGCAGUACUUAAUCAGAUAGAUAAACUAUCCCUAUGGCUAGUUCCAUCAUUUUCGUUGACUAAUCCUGCACUAGUGGAGGUUUAUGUGAGAGGUUAUGUGGUCAUAACAUUAAUUAAAAAAGACCCUGAAAUACAGUUUUACAAAGAAAUGAGAUCUGGAAUGAAAUCCUGGGUUUUGACUGCAAUGUUUCCAGUAUUUCAGAACCUCUUCUCAGUGAUUGAUGAAUACAUGUAGACUGAUAUCAAAGCGAUGCAAACCCAACUGAAGAAUGUAUAUAAAAUUCAGUGGCGUAACAUCAGUUGAAGCAUGAGAUACCUAUUAUCUGAAAAGCAGCUUAAAUCUUUGUCAAAACACUUUUUGUUUAUGAAAGUUUCGUGUGGCACAUGAUCUGCUUAAGGAAGGCAAACACAUGCUAUUUCUUUUACUGUCUCUUAGAGCUAAUCAAAGAUGACUUGUAAAGCAUUUAAGCUAAUGUGGUCAAAGUAAUGUCUCACUAAAAAAUGAUGUCUAUUUCCCAUCAAAGUCCAUGCUGUUGACUGUUAAGAGUAAGAAAAGCUACAGUUUGAGCAAAGAAAAUAAUGUGUGUGAGAUGACUUUAGGGGCAGACUGUCUGUAGAACCCCAGUGAUGGUGAUGUGCUGUACAUGAUAACAAGCCUUUGAUACUCUGCACUGUUACAUUUUCUGUUUUACAUUUGCAAUUCUAUGGAAGCUGAUAUGGCAGCUCAUGGAGGAAGACUUCUCAGUCUGAUAUUGUUGAGACUGAUUCAGUUUGGUUUGA